AUGUCUCCAGUUGCUACCUCUCCCCACGAUUCUCAAGUAUCCAACGGUGUUCCUGUGCAUUUGUCGUCUGCGGACCACAUUCGUAUGGAGCACGAGUAUGCCGCUCACAACUACCAUCCCUUGCCUGCUGUGUUUGACCGUGCCAAUGGCGCAAUAGUAUGGGACCCGGAAGGGAAAGAAUACAUCGACAUGCUGUCGGCUUAUUCGGCUGGCCAUUGUCACCCUAAGAUAGUUGCCACGCUCAUCGAGCAGGCCCAGAAACUCACUCUGUCUUCUCGGGCAUUUUACAACUCUAUUUUUACCCGAUAUGCUCAGCAAAUCACGGAGAUGUUCUCCUAUGGGAGCGUCCUUCCGAUGAACACGGGAGCCGAGGCAGUCGAGACUGCUGUCAAACUCGCGAGGAAAUGGGCGUAUAUGAAGAAGGGAGUUCCAGAGGGAAAGGCCAUGGUGUUGAGUGUCGAAGGGAAUUUUCAUGGCAGGACAAUCGGAGUUAUCAGUCUGAGCACUGACCCGGAGAGCCGGGGAGGUUUCGGGCCAUAUCUCGAGGGCGUAGGACCCACGUUCCGCGACAACGGUACCGUGCGAACGAUUCGCUUCGGUGUUAUAGAGGAUUUGGAGCGUGCACUGGAGCUAUAUGGAGAGUACGUCGCAGGAUUCUUGGUGGAGCCUAUCCAAGGCGAAGCAGGCAUCGUUGUUCCACCCACUGGCUACCUCGCGCAAGUCCGCAAGUUGUGCACGAAAUACAAUGUAUUGCUGAUUUGCGACGAGAUCCAAACAGGACUUUGCAGGACUGGCAAGAUGCUGUGUUGCGAGCACGAGAAUGUCAGACCGGACAUCGUGUUAUUGGGCAAGGCUCUCUCUGGUGGAGUGUACCCCGUCUCCGCGGUGCUUGCCGACAAAGAAAUCAUGUACUGUAUUGGUCCAGGUGAACAUGGAAGUACCUACGGCGGCAACCCUCUUGGGUGUGCAGUAGCGAUGACGGCACUUCGUGUUCUUGUCGACGAGAACCUCUCCGAGCGCGCUGAACGUCUUGGAGAAAUCUUCCGUUCGGAGAUGAAGGCGGUGAAAUCGCCACUGGUGAAGGAGGUUCGCGGCAAGGGUCUGCUGAACGCAGUCGUGAUCGACGAAGAGAAGAGCAUUAAGGGAAGGUCUGCUUGGCAGUUCUGUUUGCUGUUGAAGAGCCGUGGCGUGCUUGCGAAGCCGACACACGUGAACAUCAUACGCUUCGCCCCACCUCUCGUGAUCUCUGAGGAAGACCUCCGAAAGGCUAUCAAAGUGAUUGCCGAGUGUCUCGAGGACCUUGAUAAACUCGAUGAUAUUCCUGGUGAAGUCGAGAGCGAGAAAGGGCAUACAGACACGAUCACCAAUUAACUUUUUCCUAUCGGAAUGUUGGCGGUAGGGUAGGUGGGUAACCAGUUGUCGUUUUAUGUUGUCAUACAUACAUGUAUCGGUACAGUGUACUAAAGACGAGAAGUAUACAUAGUGCACGCAAGUCGAAACACUAGUGAAAGUGCUAGUUUAACGGUACAGGUUACGUCAUUCGAAUGUCGUCGCUCCACCGGCCUCGUCCCCCACCCUCGCAGGAUCAGGCACAAUCAAGUCGGCAGCCUGGGAACACCGUUGCCACGUGUCCGCUGUGCCGCCGACCGCCAAGUUUAGUGUGUAUGGCUACCGAAUGACCUCGAA
Messenger RNA from Pisolithus orientalis, 1686 nucleotides. Its product is annotated as pyridoxal phosphate-dependent transferase. NCBI's taxonomy places the organism in Eukaryota, Fungi, Basidiomycota, Agaricomycetes, Boletales, Pisolithaceae. Gene Ontology annotation, molecular function: L-ornithine transaminase activity; identical protein binding; pyridoxal phosphate binding. The record is from RefSeq and is a predicted model, not a curated record. Gene Ontology annotation, cellular component: cytoplasm. Bases 1 to 1371 code for a protein of 456 amino acids. The transcript has 13 exons.